Molecule: messenger RNA, 2059 nt
Organism: Schizosaccharomyces octosporus yFS286
Lineage: Eukaryota; Fungi; Ascomycota; Schizosaccharomycetes; Schizosaccharomycetales; Schizosaccharomycetaceae
Product: zf-FYVE type zinc finger protein
Exons: 1
Coding region: 631-1536 (301 amino acids)
Biological process (GO): endosomal transport
Cellular component (GO): early endosome membrane
Molecular function (GO): metal ion binding
Source: RefSeq, a predicted model, not a curated record
ACCGCAUUCGUCCCAAUUCAUACUUAUCCUUUGCCAAAAACAUUGCCACUGACAUUGCUUUAGGAUCUUUCUUUUCACCGUAAAAAUACAUUGGCAUAACGAUUUAAGGACUUUAAAAUAAGAUUAAACUGUAAAACACCAUUGUCGCAAAGGGUAGUUUGAUCCGAUUUUGUUUGGGACAAUUGACUUGGAUAUACAGCGUUACAUUCGUGUAGGAUACUUCAGGGACGGAACGCGUAAAUUGCUGGAUUAAAGUUUGUUAGUUUUAUACUGUAUCAGAAACUAGAAAUUUGUUGGGGACUUUUUUUUUAUUUUCCUUUCCUUGCACCUUUGAAUUGAGUUUCUCUAGGCUAUUAACGUUGGUUUUGGUCCUAUAGACUAUUUUUAGAUUUCCCUUUUGUUUAUUCUUUAUUUUUAAACCCCGUUUCCCCUGCUAUUUAAUUUAACUAAUAAUCGUUCUUAAUUUUUUUGAAAGACAAACUGCUAAACGUUUUUGUGGUUUCCUUUUUUUAUUAUAAUCUAUUUUUUUGAUUUAAUUUUACUUUUUCCUCUUUUUUUUCUAAAAAAAAUUCCACUUACGACUAAAUCUUUUUAUUUUGGUUGUCUUUCUCUUGACUUGUGAACUUUGCUAUGGCUACUGUACAACCUUCAAACAUGCACUCUGCUUCGGCUGCACGUUUCCAAAUUUGCUCUGGUUCUUCUCCCUAUACGAAUCGCGUCCGACCUUCUUACGAGCUAAUUGAAGCUCCUACUCGUCAAGCCACAUCUGCCGUUCAGUCUGAUGUUCCUACUGUACACUCUAAUUUUGAUGCUAAUUCCGUGUCUGAACAACCUACGCUCCCUUUGAAACAACCUACUAAUAAUCCUCUACCCACAUCUCCGGCCGUGAGUACUCGUGCUUCAACUCCAGCCUCUCGUCAAUCAAAACAGGACCAAUCCGACACCAAUAGUGCUUCCACUAACCUUCCUCGCCAUCGUUCUACACAUCUUACAAAAUCCGUUUUGCAAAACUCAAAUGUGCAUUCAUUAUCUACUCCCGUUGCUCCUCCGUGUUAUUCUGCUACCCCUCCCUCUAGCAAUAGCUCUGCUGGAGAAACUGCUUUACCAAAAGAUCAUUGGAAACCAGAUGCUGAAGCAAUUGUCUGUGCUUUUCCUUCGUGCAGUGCCCGCUUUGGUCUCUUUGAAAGGAGACAUCAUUGUCGUUGUUGCGGUGAUGUGUUUUGCUCUGCUCAUUGUAACCGCUCGGUUCCAUUAACUUUUGAUGUUCGUUUUUCGUUAUCUGCCUCAAAGCUUUUUAGAGCUUGUGUGUCUUGUUUCUACGAUUACUUAAAAUGGAGACAAUCUAUUGAGUUGGGUUCUCCCUCGAAUGUCAUCGUAGGAACUGAACCGCACGCUCAAUCUGAAACCGUCCUAAAAAACAAACAAAUAUCUAACUCGGUUCCCAUUCCUAAAGUUGAUGCCGGAAAAACCGAGCUUCCUUCAGAGAGCUUGGUAUUGGGAACUGUUCCCGAUAACUGGGUUUGGAGUACCUUUUAAUUCAUAAUGUGAGUAUUAUUUUCGUCCUUAAUGUUCGUUUUGCCUUUGUAUGCGGAGUUUUAUGCCUUAAUGCUCGCUUGAACGGUGCUUUUGUUUCGCUAAAUCCUGGUUUUUAAUACAUCGGAUGAUGUGACUAAGUGAGCGUUGUAUUUCAUACCCCUUUUGAAUUGCUUCGUUGUUUUCUAUUGAUAAAUUCAUUGUUUAUGUUGCGAGGCGGAACUCGCUUUUAAAUCCUGAAGUUUUUUUUCUGCUUGUUAGCCUUACUCUUUUUUCGUGUCUGUUUUGUUAGAUACGUUUAUCGGCUUCAGUUGUGAUACCUUAAAAGAAUGGCAUGAUAAUUCUUUGCAAUCUCGUUUAAUCAUUGCAGAUUCUGCUCUAUCUUUGCUGUUUUGUAGAUUACCCCCUUUUUGUUUGUUAGUUUCCUUUUUUUUUUUGAAUAUUCUUUAGAUGAUCUUACGAAUAAAUAUAGCUUAUUGUGACAAUUUUUGAAAACGUAUAGUUAUGAUAAAAUUUUAUUUUUGUA